AUGGUUUCAGUUUCGCCAUUGCAGUGUUUCCAAAACGCGUUUGGUGAGCCUGCAGUGAGAGGGCUGCGCGACGUGUUCAAACACAAAGCUUGUAGCACCGCAUUCAAUGCCAGCAAACUCCAGCAUUUUUUGAGCUUGGGAGAGAUGUCACCGCAAGUUGCACCGUGCAAGCCUCGGCCAGAAACCGAAAGAGAUGAUAUCUUGGACUUUCUCGCCAAGAUGGCAUUGCAUGCCCCAGAGGUUUGGUUCUCCGUUAUUACAGGCUUGGAGUGUCCGCAAGAUGCGAAGAACGAUUGGGCCAACAUUGGUGUUGCUUUUGAUGCAAGUUCCCGGCUUCGGCGUGCCGGCAUCGAGUAUUACCAUGCCCUUCUUGCAAACAAUCGGCAUGAGGGAGAAACUGGGGGGCUUCCACUCUGCUACUUCGACCGGCUGGCUGCUGAUGCGCGAGUUGAUUGUACCACCAAGCAGGUUCUUAGCCGUCCCAAGUCGUCCCAUGUUCGUGUUGUGGCUGUCAGUGACACGCACCUCCUCCACGACAGCUUGGAGAUUCCUGAUGGUGAUUUGCUGGUGCAUGCUGGAGAUCUUAGCUAUGAAGAGUCGCGAUCCAAAGAUGCACGUGACGUGGAUAAUAAGUGGGAUGAGUUUAACGGCGACUUUCGCAGAUUUCUGGAGUGGUUCAAGUCAUCUGAGUUGGAUGCUGCACGCGCUUUGCGAUGGCUUGGCACUGUAUCAGAGUUCGAGCACAGAGUAUUAGUUGGUGGAAAUCACGAUUAUGUGCUUGAGCGGAUCGGGAAUGCCAAUGCCAUCGAGCUUUGUCAGAAUUUCAACAUUCAUUACCUUUGCACCACGGCGGAUCCGGAGGAGCUGAGGUUCCGAAAUGGAUCCAGCGUAGCAGUCUGGGGUUCAGGGGUUUCAGCUGCGUCGAAGCUGGGUCAGGGCCGCGCAGUUCGUUCGGGAAACCUGGCAUUUCAGCUGGAGGUGGACAGCGGUGAGGCAGAGUUUCGGGAGAUGACCGCGAAGCUUCCGGCAGGGUCAGUCGAUGUCAUGAUCACCCAUGGGCCACCUUGCGGGGCUCUCUAUGGAGCCUCCGGGAAGACCUUCCCCUCAUGCAUCAAUGACCUGAUUUCGAGACUGCGACCGAAACUUUUCAUCUGCGGCCAUGCCCAUAAUCCUGACAACAUGAAAGCCGGCCAGAAAGCCGUCGACCUCGGCGAGGGAGUUUUGGGAAUAAAUGCUGCGUGCACAGGCACAUGGAAUCAGCUCUUGGGUAUGCCAUUUGUGGUGGAUAUUCCAACCGCAUGUCGUGACAACGUGACGCAGUCGGCAGGUCGCAGAGAAGCUAGCGAGUGGCUACCCCCGGCGGCACCACCAGGCAAACAGAGCCGUACGCCGCAUGAAGCAAAAUGGGGGACGGCACUGCGGCACUACGCGGUUGUUUAUGGUGUUGCGCUUUCACAGGCCCUAGGUAGUUUGGUAUUCGCGACUUCCGCAGUGCAAUUGCUUGCAUCAAGCUGUACUCAUCCGACGGUUUGCGCCGGAAUGGACGCGAAGUCGUGGCUUGGGGUCUGGUACUGGGCCCACAAUGGAUGCAAGCCGAACGGCAGCAUCACACUGAAAGUGGAGGAAGAUGGACAACGAACUCUUCAAACAACUUUCAGCUCAGGUGUGGGCACAUGGUGGCCGCAUGACCAGCAAGCUUCGUCUAUAGAAUUGGAGUGGCAGUCAAAGGCUGGCAGCCUUGUCCGACACACUCUCAAGGCAAACCCCACUGAGAUCGGCGGAAUCGGUGCAGGCCAUUCCUUUCGUGUCGUGGCAUGUCACCGCCCAAGUUGCAGCACAUCUGGAGUGAUGGAGGCUGAUGGCAAGGAGGGUCUCUCUUGGGUACCCGACUCGCGGACGAUCCGGACAUGCGGCUGGCGCAAGAGGCCUGGCACAAGUGCUACGGCUCUUCGUGUCAGCUCGGAGCUGACCUCGGCCAAGAAGUAUCUCAGUCACGAGACUCCCCCGAACAGCGGAUUCUUCGACUCUCUCUGCCCCAACUGCCGCCGGCCUUUGAACAUCGCACUCGGCUGCGGGGAGCUGUUGACAGUAACCUCGCCGCUCACGGAGGCAAAAAGGUACGAGUGCAAGGAAGAGGCCGAAGGCUACUGCAGCCCUUGCCCCAGCUGCAGGAGGCCCAUAAGCAUCUCCAAGGUUUCUGCGCCUCUUCCUGGUCAGGUUCCCUUCUUCCAUCGACCUUCUGUCGGCACUUGGCUGCAGCCGCGGCCUGGCAAGGCUUUGGCUUCCAAGCGCUCAAGGUGUGCCUAUGCCACCCUGCUCUACGGCACUUCAGUGGAGUAUGUUCGCGACGCCCGGGUCUUGGGCUUCUCGCUUCGGAAGUCCGGAACCCCUCACGACCUGGUACUUCUGCACACGAGUGAUGUCCCGGAAAAGCAUCUGGAGAUUCUGGGGCGCCUCUGGACCUUGCGUCCUGUGGACAGGAUCGAUGCUGCAAGCACUCUCUUCACACCUCACAGCCGCUUCCGUGGGGUCUUCACAAAGCUGCAUGCCUGGGGGCUCAUCGAGUACGAGCGCGUCCUUCUCUUGGACUUGGACCUGCUUGUGCAAGAGAAUGUUGACAGCCUCUUCGAGCUGCAACCGCCGGCAGCAAUGUGGGCAGCGGGCGGACAAGUCCACGGACGACAUAUCGUCGCUCCUCCUCCCUUCAAGGGUUAUCACAAGGUGGAGCCCUGGGGCAAAGCCGGCUGCGUGCAGUUCUCAGUCGUUCUGCUGUUUGCUUUGGAGGGCGGUCAGGUCAACGCUGGUGUGAUUCUUUUGGAACCGAAUCUCACGGAUUUCGGGCAUAUGAGACAGGAAGUGGAAUGCCGAGAGCAUCCCGAGCACAUCGUGACCACUUCACCCGAGCAGGACUACCUCACAAGGUUUUUCUGGCACACCCCCCACUGGACCCACAUUGACGUGUCUUACAACUUCCAGCUGCACCACCUGGCCCUGCGGCUGCCUGACAGCCAGAAGGAGUGUGAGCGCCGCCUGCUCCGGUUCGAAGACAUCCGCAUCCUCCAUUUCUCAGCCCACCCGAAACCCUCGCAGCGCGAGCCCGAUGUCUCGGUCGAGGCCUUCGUGGAGCAGGCGAUGGCUAACUACGAGGGUGUGCAAAUCUACGUCCACCACGACCCCGAAGCCAUCGAGAGGCGCAACCGCAGCGGCAAGUUCCCGAAGCUGGAGUUGCGCACAAUGGGCUCGGGCCCUGAGGCUGUCACGAAGCUCUUUGAGGAGUCCCGGGCUCUUGGCGAGGAGGGUGAGAGCACCGAGGGGGAGAAGCGGCUCUUCAAGGAAGCCACGGUGUCUCCCGCAGAGUUCCAGCGAGUCCGGGAGGUCUGCCUACGAUCCUUUCAGGCGUGGAGUGAGGUGGAGAAGCAGUGCAAAGAGUGCUUCGGAGCCCCAAGCCUUCUGGAAUCUUUCCCGGCGAAGCUGGGGAGCCAGCUGCAGGGAACUUGUGUGGAAUGGGACCGUGGGAGAGGCUUAGGGUGGAUCCGCCCGGAUGAUGGCAGCAAGCUCAUCUUCGUGCACUUCAACGGCUUAGUAGACUGCAGGGGCAUGGGGCGAACGGGGCGAGCGCAGCUGGAAGAGGGACAGCUAGUCUCCUUCUCCGUCGGUGAGGAUGACAAGGGGCGGCGUACGGCGGUAGAUGUCAGGGCGUCUGCUGCAGCGAUUGACGCGAGGCCUCUGGCAGAAGAGGGUCGGGAAGAAAGGUCGCAGCCAGCCUUAGAGGAGAGAGUUCGUGGAAAAUGCACAGCGUGGUAUGUGCAGAAGAAGUAUGGAUUUGUGUCUUAUGUUGAUGGUUGCCAAGAGAAGAAGGUUUUCCUGCACCAGAGUCAUUUGCUGGUGGAUGCAAAAGACUCGAAAGGAGUGCCUGCAUUGAAAGUUGGCCAACCGGUGCAGUUCACGCCUGCCAAGGAAGAAAAGGCUCCGGAGAAGUUGAGGGCGGUCUUCGCGACUUGCACAGAGGACGAUAACGAGCUUGUGUGCGAGGUCCAAGCCUUCGCUGCAUCGGAUGCUCGCACCAAGAGCUUCCCUCCUGGAACGCCGUGGCAGCGGAGGUUGCUACAUCAGGUGGCUCGUGACAUGGGCUUCUUCACACGAUCCGAAGGUGAGGAGCCACAUCGUUCCGUUCGCAUCUCGCGGACAGAGGAACUAAGCCCUUCCGACUCUGAGCAGAAGGUCUUGAGGCUCCAGGCUCGCAUUCAGGAGGUCGAAGAGAUGCAGGGCCAGAGCGAUUGGCAUUUCCUCCUUGGUGAUCUCACCGGCAAUGAACGGGAGCAGCUGAACGACUUCUGCAAGCUCCGCGGUCUGCUGUUGUGCCGCAGGGAGGCCCAGAACGCCAAGCAAUGCCAGCAUUUUGUUUGCAAGGAGCCAGCAGCUGUGCUGUUGACUUGA
Molecule: messenger RNA, 4437 nt
Organism: Symbiodinium necroappetens
Lineage: Eukaryota; Dinophyceae; Suessiales; Symbiodiniaceae
Source: the annotation of a GenBank genome assembly